Messenger RNA from Nematostella vectensis (starlet sea anemone), 1197 nucleotides. RefSeq names its product leucine-rich repeat extensin-like protein 3. The record is from RefSeq and is a predicted model, not a curated record. The transcript is spliced from 4 exons. The coding region runs from base 153 to 956 and encodes 267 amino acids. Lineage: Eukaryota; Metazoa; Cnidaria; Anthozoa; Actiniaria; Edwardsiidae.
ACUAAAGGCAAUGACCUGAAGCCUUUUGCGAUGACGAUGGCCAUGAAUAUUUGAUGAAUUCUUUGUUUGCCAUAUAACGUAUUAUGCGAUUUUCAUAAUUAUUCAUUUCACCAGAGGCCUACCAUUUGGAAUAGCUUCACAUCGAAGCCGACAUGGCCUCCAAAUUAGUGUUUAUCGCGCUAGUGGCUUUGGCUCUCACCGCAUGUACAGAAGCAGGAAAGCACCCUAAAGCAAACAAAGUUGGGAAAGACAAACAUAAUAAGGGCACCAAGAAAUGUUACGGCGCAUGCGCACCACCUCCAAUGGCAGAUCCCUGUGCCACUAUGGCAGCACCUUGCGCUCCACCAGUCAUGAUGGCUGCACCUGCUCCCAUGUUAGCACCCAUGUUAGCACCCAUGCCUGCACCCUGUGCCCCUCCAGAGUGCCACACCCAUAGUGUACAGGUCAAGCAGACCCAUCACAUGGCCCCUGCACCUCCACCACCAAUGGCCUUUCCCCCUAUGCCACCUGCACCCGGGCAGGUCAUCACCCACUUACAGCACAUCGUGCACCAUAAGAUUCUUCCCCCACCCCCACCCCCACCAGCACCACCAUGUCCACCACCAUGCCACGUGCAGUCCACCCAGCACACCGUUGACCACUCUUGGGCUCCUUCUCCUGUAUCUGCUCCUCUGCCAAUGGCCGCCCCACCCUCACCACCACAGCGAAUCCACCACGUCCACACCAUUGUCCACCACCACGUGCACCCACCACCACCCGCACCACCACCACCAGUAUGCAUGCCCAUGUGCGCCGUCGCCGCCCCCGCUCCCUGCCCCGCCGCCUGCCCAAUAAGCUGCUGCAAGAAGAACAAGGUGAGCGACAAGGAGGGAUCCACCGAGGAGCCAGAAGACGACAGCGAAGAGGAGAGCGAAGAUGAGACCGACGAGAAAGCCGACAAGCCCAAGAAGAACUAAACAUUCAGACCUUCUUUAGGUUCUUUUGUAAAGACUUCAUCGAAGCAUUAAGAUCAGUGCUUACAGGUUGGCAGUUCCGUAUGUGGAGCGAGUGGCUUAGUUUGGUCGUUAGCAGGGGAUGUGUACCAGAUGUGUAUCUCGAUUGGGUUCGUUGUACGAGCUCUACAGUGUAGAAACACGUUUGAUUAGUUUGAAUUCGAGUGAAUUGUACAAAUAAAAACAUUUGUUGAAACUUUAAAAA